UAAGACAUAUAUAUGGAUAAGAUGAAGUACAAGGAGUACCCCUAGCCCAAUUACAUCAAGUAGGGUGGAAGUAGAAUAAAUGGAGAUACAAGACACCACUCAUAUAAUGACAUGGAAGAGAUUUCUAGCUUAGCCUUGAUCCACAAUCAACUCCUGGCCUGGAUCAUGUCAAUCACCUCAUGAUCAGAAUUCAAAUAUGCAGAAUUCAGAGAAUGAAAGAUGAAAGAGAUGCAGAAGCCAUCUCUCACGAGUCAAACUGCCCCCUGUUUUAUUGUAAAACCAAAUAUCAAUACUACAAGCAGAACUAUAUACACGACAGCUUUUACUUACACAAGACAUGAUAAAAAAAAAAUUAAAGCUAGAACGACAGAAAAUAGACAGGAAAAACCAAGAAGUAAGCAUUGGCGGCCCAGAAAUUCUGCAAGCCUCAGAAAAAUCUAGCUCUCAAAAAUUGUCUCAGCACACCAAAAGCAAUGCAUGUCCAGUUAUCCAAUCUUAAUUUCCCCCAUCACCUCUUAGUGAUGCUGCUAUCCAUUUUCUUCCUCUUGAUUAUCCCCUAUGCUUCCUCUUUGUCCUUUAACUUCACUAGUUUCGAUCCUAAUGACAAGAGCAUAGUAUUUGAGGGAUCAGCAAACCCUGUAGCACCAACUAUCCAACUCACACGAAACCAAAUGGACAAGGGCAUGAUUGGAAGCAUUGGUCGAGCCACAUAUUACCAACCUAUGCAGCUGUGGGACAAAGCCACAGGGAAUCUCACAGAUUUCACAACCCAUUUUUCUUUUGUCAUAGAUUCACAGAACCGAAGUAAAUAUGGAGAUGGGAUUGCAUUCUUCCUUGCCCCUGCUGGUUCAAAGAUUCCUAAUGCCACAAAAGGAGCUUCUAUGGGUCUUACACUUGAUAACCAACAAUUGAACUCCACAGACAAUUCAUUUGUUGCUGUGGAGUUUGAUAUCUAUCAGAAUGGCUGGGAUCCACCCCAUGAACAUGUUGGAAUAGACAUCAACUCUAUGAGAUCUGCUUCUAAUGUAACAUGGUUGGCUGAUAUCAAGGAAGGGAAACUCAACGAGGCUUGGAUCAGUUACAACUCCAGUUCAUUGAAUUUGAGUGUUGUGUUCACAGGUUUUAACAAUGAUACCGAUCAUACCAUUCAGCAGCAACAUCUAUCUGCUAUAGUUGAUCUGAGACUUCAUUUACCAGAAUUGGUUUCUUUUGGCUUCUCAGCUGCCACGGGAAAUGCAACUGCUAUACAUAGUCUCUAUUCAUGGGAUUUUACCUCAACUUUGGCAGCACAAGAAAACAUAACAAAGGGAGCAGACCCAGUUGCAAGGUCUCCAACCUCCAAUAUAGCUCCCAGUCAGAAGAAAAAGAACAAGACAGGCUUGGCAGUGGGAUUGAGUAUUGGUGGAUUUGUUUGUGGGUUGGGUUUGAUUUCAAUUGUCUUGUGGAAGAAGUGGAAGAAAGGAACGGAAGAGGAAGAACAUGAUUUUGAAGAGUUUAUGGGUGAGGAUUUUGGAAGGGGGGUAGAGACCAGGAAGUAUUCAUAUGCUGAAUUAGCACAGGCAGCUAAUGGUUUCAAAGAUGAGCAAAAACUAGGUCAGGGAGGAUUUGGUGGUGUUUAUAGGGGUUAUCUUAAAGACAUAAAGUCUCAUGUUGCCAUUAAGAGGGUGUCAGAAGAUUCUGAUCAAGGGAUAAAGGAGUUUGCAUCAGAAAUAAGAACUAUUAACCGGUUAAGGCAUCGAAAUCUAGUGCACUUGAUUGGUUGGUGUCAUGAAAGGAAAAAGCUAUUGCUUGUGUAUGAGUACAUGCCAAAUGGAAGCUUAGAUACUCAUCUCUUCAAGAAGCAAAGUUUGUUGAAAUGGGCGGUGAGAUAUAACAUAGCUCGAGGAUUGGCCUCUGCAUUGCUAUACUUGCACGAGGAAUGGGAACAAUGUGUUGUGCAUAGAGACAUAAAGUCAAGCAACAUUAUGCUGGAUUCGGAGUUUAAUGCCAAACUUGGGGAUUUUGGUUUAGCAAGGUUUGUGGACCAUGCAAAAGGUGCACAAACUACAGCUUUAGCUGGCACUAUGGGCUACAUGGCUCCUGAAUGUGCUACCUUGGGCAGGGCUAGUAAGGAAUCAGAUGUCUACAGUUGUGGAGUUGUUGCUUUAGAGAUAGCUUGUGGAAGAAAACCCAUCAACCUUAAGGCACAAGAAAAUGAAAUAAAUAUUGUGCAGUGGGUGUGGGAACUCUUUGGAGGAGGGAGAAUUCUUGAUGCAGCAGAUCCAAGACUAGAAGGGGAUUUUGAGGAGGAGCAAAUCAAAUGCUUGAUGAUUGUUGGUCUUUGGUGUGCUCACCCUGACCAUAAUAAUAGGGCUUCAAUUAGGCAAGCAAUUCAAGUGCUUAACUUUGAAGCUCCCUUGCCCAAUCUUCCAUCAAGUUUGCCAGUUCCAACAUAUCUUGAUGGCCCCUUGCACUCAUCGAUAGCACCAUUCAGCAUAACUGCUUCAGUGGAAGGUCAUAGCCAGAUCAGAAGCUCCACUGCAAACACAAACUCCUCUGGGUUCACCACAACUUCUGAUGAUGCUUCUCCCUCUGUGUCGCUUCUGUACUCACGGUGGAUUGCUUUAAGGAACCUAGUGUUGGAGGAUCGAGAAACAAUGCUCUAAUAGAAUGUGACAUUGAGACAUAAGUUUCUGUUUUAAUUGCAUAAUGUUCCAAACAUGUCAUUUUACUUUAUUUUAUUAUAUUAUUUAACUUGAAUUCUGUUGUAAACUUGAACGACAUUGCUUUGAACCGAAAAUAUUUCUGAGAAGUUUUAUUUGAUAACAAUGAAGCGAAUGUGAAACUUCUACCCAC
This is a messenger RNA of Glycine soja, 2835 nucleotides long. RefSeq names its product L-type lectin-domain containing receptor kinase IX.1-like. Gene Ontology annotation, cellular component: plasma membrane. Gene Ontology annotation, molecular function: ATP binding; protein kinase activity; carbohydrate binding. The record is from RefSeq and is a predicted model, not a curated record. Lineage: Eukaryota; Viridiplantae; Streptophyta; Magnoliopsida; Fabales; Fabaceae. Gene Ontology annotation, biological process: protein phosphorylation. The transcript has 3 exons. The coding region runs from base 474 to 2645 and encodes 723 amino acids.